AUGGCAAAGUACCCAGACCAUCCUAUAUGGUACCGUGCCAGACCUGCGGUCCAGCAUUUCUUGCAACAAUGCAGGGCUUGCGAUAACCCUGAGUCCAUAUUUAGAGAAGCAUUCGAAGGUUUUUUCAGGCACGGUAAGGUGGAAGCGUUGUAUGGGAUGCGCAUUGCAGCCACGGCAGGCCAUAUGGAAGCGGCAUAUGUAGUUGGACUACUUGGUAUGUCCGGAAUUGGUCAGUCAAAAGAGGAUGCAUUACAAUUCUUGUGUUCUUUGAAUCAACGUAACAACAUUGAUAUGAAAGGAACCAGGGAUGCUUUGACAGGAAGAUUUCACGGAGCAUUUGUUGCAAGACAUAUCGUAGAUAUGUUUGACUAUGGGAAGAUUAAGUUCAAUCGGUGCAGCGCUUGUAACAACAAUGAAUGGUAUUUUGUUAUUCCAGGCUGGCCUAGUGAAGACAAGAUAAAUCCUGCGUUGUGGACUUGUUGCAAUCGAUGCAAAUGGCACCGUGAGAGUAUUUUUUGGUGCAAACUGAUGCGUGAGUAUGUUGUGCGAGGGAAUCACGUAUUUUUGCAUUAG
Prunus persica (peach) is the source of this 573-nucleotide messenger RNA. RefSeq lists its product as uncharacterized. The transcript has a single exon. NCBI's taxonomy places the organism in Eukaryota, Viridiplantae, Streptophyta, Magnoliopsida, Rosales, Rosaceae. The record is from RefSeq and is a predicted model, not a curated record. The coding region runs from base 1 to 573 and encodes 190 amino acids.